This is a messenger RNA of Epinephelus lanceolatus (giant grouper), 2152 nucleotides long. The record is from RefSeq and is a predicted model, not a curated record. NCBI's taxonomy places the organism in Eukaryota, Metazoa, Chordata, Actinopteri, Perciformes, Serranidae.
AAUAAAGUGCCAGUGUAGAGCAGGGACAUCAGUAGCUGCGCGGCACUUGCAGCGGCGGAUCGCCGGAGACGGAGCGCUUUCACUCACUGUGGCGAUCAAAGUUGAGCGCGACACGCUGAUGACCUGCGAGCAUCCUCCGGGGAAACUGUGCAUUUGACUGGCUUAACGAGCGUCAGUUUCCAUCUCUUCACCACAGAUCAUUUGUUGCUGUCGUGGCUCCGCUGUCCAACAGUCCGAAGGCUGCGUUUCAACCCAGCGCACUGACGGAUACGGACAGACUCCGAGGAUCACAGAUGGACUGGCUCACACCUGAGAUGUGAAGUGUGUUAUGUGAGCCAAGGUGUUUUCCCACCUCGCUGGUGGUGGGGAGAGAUGCUGCACUCCGUUGCCAUGACAGCAGAAGUUCUCUUUGUUCUGGGGUUCCUGAUGAGCGCUGCUCAGUGUAAUCCUAUAGCGACCUUACCAGCGAGCCGAGAACGCCUAGAAAGAGUGUUGACCCAAGCCAGGGAGGACAAACACCAGGACAUGCAGGCCCCCGAGGAGCCGCCGGGAUACGGUGCUCAGCAGAGGCCGGAGGAAAUCAAUUCUUGGGGCCUCAACAGGACUGCUGUGAGCCGCGCCAGGCCAAACAUCAACUCCCAGGCACGAGGAUCUAAGGGCGCGAAGCCCCAGGAGCUGUGGACUGAGCAGGACACCCUGAACCAAAUAGACGAGGGCCCCACCAGUGACGUCACCCUCUCCCUGGAUGCCAUCGACGAGUACGCCUACCCAGACUACAGGGGGAAAGGCUGCAUGGAUGAGAGCGGCUUUGUAUUUGCCAUCGGUGAGGAGUUCACCCCGGGCCCUUCAACGUGCCCUUGCCUCUGCACAGAUGAGGGCCCUCUGUGCACCAAGCCAGAAUGUCCCAAGGUUCACCCUCGCUGCAUUAAAGUGGACACUAGCCAAUGUUGCCCUAUGUGCAAGGAGAAAAAGAACUACUGCGAGUUUCGUGGCAAAAUCUACGCCUCGCUAGAAGAGUUUAAGGUGUCUCCAUGUGAGAAGUGUCGAUGUGAGCCAAGUGGGGAGGUGUUGUGUUCUGUGGCAGCCUGCCCUCAGACUGAGUGUGUGGACCCAGAGUACGAGCCGGAUCAGUGCUGUCCAAUCUGCAAGACUGAGCGGCGCUCUCUGUGUCACCCUUUGCAAUGUUCUGGCCACUCCGCAGAACUCUUUGAUCGAGGGGUUGCCAGACAACGAUGUUGCAUCUCCAGCAGUGAGACGUGCCUGUCAGCGAGUCGGCAGGAUCGAGGUAAAUAAGCCUAAAUGCAUGUACAUGCUACGUGACAGGCUUCUCUCUGAGCAGUAGGGAAGCGGUGGCACAGAUCCUCCGUUUCUACGACUGUAAAGGUCCUCUCCAACCGAACUCAUUCAUUCAAGGAAAACAGGACUUGUGCUCCUGCAUACAAGUGGUUAAUGAUUGUGGGAUUUUUCUCUCCUGUCCAGCAGUCCUCACCAGUAAUACAAAGUGCUCAUUUUCAUGUGCCCCCUCAAUUUCCAUCUAUUUAGAGGAAUUACUGCAGUGUCGUGUCUAUUCUUUUAUUUUACAAGAUAAUACUCCCUCAUGUCUAAUUGUCCAAGCGGCUUACCUGCUGUGUAUCAGCCAGUGAAGUAAUGACUCCGACCAGGGAUGUUAUCUGUCAACACUAUCUGCUCUGUCCAGGUCAUUAGCAUUCACAAUUGGCCUCAGAUCAGUUCAUAUUCCAGCAUUUAUUCAACAUCAGCUCUGUGUAUGACUGGGCGGAUGGAAGAAAGCCGUGAUUAAGACUGCCUAUAAAGUCUACUCAUCAGAAACAAGGCCGGGUCUUUUACUUUGAAAUAAAAUUCCCAGAGUGGUAUGCAUCUAAACUCCUUCAAAGACAGGCCAUUAAUUGGACACAUCUGUUGGAGAAACCCAUAAGAGAUUAGCCUGGUCUCCCCAAAGCUCUAACUAUGUAAUUAGGCUUCUGCCCUGUUCUGGACAAUGCACACCGCUGCACUGAGAUGAGAUGUGUGUUCAUAUUACAGUAAGUGAUGAAAUUCAUUAUUCAUCUAUAGCAAUCAGCCAACUCUGUAAUUUGAAAUUAGAGCAUCAUAAGUUGAAAGUUGGAAAGUUGAAAGGUUCAUCAGCACGCGUCUU